AUGGCAACCGAUGGGCCGCUUUAUGAGUAUAUCAGCGACGUCGAACGACUGGACGGAUAUCGACCCGGCGGCUAUCACCCAAUUCAAUUGAAUGAUAAGCUCCAGGAACGAUACUCUAUUAUCGAAAAGCUCGGGCACGGAUCGCACUCCACGAUCUGGCUCGCACGAGACGAAAAGCUGAGCAGAUACGUGGCAGUGAAGAUUGGGAUCGCGGACCACAGCUCUAAGGAAGCUCAGAUCCUGGAACAACUUUCGGCUUGCCCAAUCAAUGACUUGAGCGACCGUCUCCUCCCCCCCGUCCUCGACCAUUUUAAGCUCAUAGGGCCCAACGGGACACAUUCGUGCCUGGUCACCACGCCGGCCAGAUGCAGUCUCGUCGAGGCUCUCAAGGACUACGAUCUAUUCCCGCUUGAUGCCGCCAGAUCUCUCGCUGCCCAGCUUGUCAUAGCAGUGGCUCGUAUACAUACGCUGGGAAUUGUUCACGGAGACAUCCACCUCGGCAAUCUGCUCCUCCAAUUGCCGGGCGAAGAAAUCGACAAGCUUACCGUCAAAGAGCUCUACGAGAAAUAUGGCGACCCAGAGGCAGAACCUGUGGUAAGGGUCGACAAGCAACCGAUCACGUCGCUAUCUGUCCCAGCAUAUGCCUACACGCCAGCUUUGCUUGGGAAACCUGCGGAAGAGGUUACUCUCUCUGAAGCUAAGCUUAUGCUCACCGACCUUGGCACGGCCUUCUCACCUGCGUACGAGACUCGACUGCAAUCAUUCACGCCUCGCAAGACCCGUCCGCCCGAACCGCGCUUCGAUCCGACGACUCCCUUAUCGUAUGCAUCCGACAUUUGGAGUCUCGGCUGCAUCAUCUGGGAGAUCCUCGGCGUCAGACCAUUCCUCGACAUCUUCCUCCCAGAACUAGAUGAUGUCACGGCAAACCAGAUCGAUGCUCUAGGCCCGUUGCCAGACGAGUGGUGGGACGCUUGGGACGGGAAGUGGAAGCGUUUCGCCGCCAACGGUCAGCCGACGGAGGGCAGGCAGCCCUGGACCUUUGACCAGCGAUUCGAGGACGCGAUCCAGGGCCCGAGACGACGCAAGAAGCACGACACUAUGGGCAAGAGGGAGAGCAAGGCGUUCUGCGAAUUGAUCAAGGACAUCUUGAAGUUUAGGCCAGGGGAGCGGCCAACGGCGGAGGAUAUACUCCGGAGCCAGUGGAUGACUGAGUGGGCGAUGCGGGAUGCUAGGAAGACUUGGGGGUCGAGAGACUGA
Molecule: messenger RNA, 1257 nt
Organism: Verticillium alfalfae VaMs.102
Lineage: Eukaryota; Fungi; Ascomycota; Sordariomycetes; Glomerellales; Plectosphaerellaceae
Product: protein kinase domain-containing protein
Exons: 2
Coding region: 1-1257 (418 amino acids)
Biological process (GO): spliceosomal complex assembly; regulation of mRNA processing; protein phosphorylation
Molecular function (GO): protein kinase activity; ATP binding
Source: RefSeq, a predicted model, not a curated record